Molecule: messenger RNA, 1142 nt
Organism: Trematomus bernacchii (emerald rockcod)
Lineage: Eukaryota; Metazoa; Chordata; Actinopteri; Perciformes; Nototheniidae
Product: breakpoint cluster region protein-like
Biological process (GO): positive regulation of GTPase activity; protein phosphorylation; signal transduction
Cellular component (GO): membrane
Molecular function (GO): GTPase activator activity; protein serine/threonine kinase activity
Source: RefSeq, a predicted model, not a curated record
GAAUAAUAAUAAUCAUCAUGGUGGAGCCGGUGGGGUUUGUGGCUGCAUGGAAAGCCCAGUUCCCUGAGUCUGACCCCCCCUCCAUGGAUCUGGAGUCACCGGGGAACAUCGAGCAGGAGCUGGACAAAUGCAAGACGUCCAUCAGACAACUGGAGAAGGAAGUGAACAAGGAGCGUUUCCGCAUGAUCUACCUGCAGACUCUGCUGGCCAAAGAGAGGAAAUCCUACGAUGGGCAGCGGUGGGGAUUUAAAAACUCUCCACAGAUCAACGAUGGAGACCAGCACACAGACACAGAUGAAGUAAGCAGUAAAGCACAUCUGGAGGUGGAUGCAGCGUCUCCGAGCAAACAGAAAGAUGUUGGUCCAGAGGUUCCUGAGUAUCCUCCAAGCACAGGCUCCGUGGCCGCUCUGAGGUCCAACUUUGAGCGCAUCAGGAGGGCCAACUCUCACUCUGCAGGGGACGGGAGGGGCCUGUCGGUGAUGGAGAAGCCCUUCUACGUGAACAUGGAGUACCACCACGAGCGAGGCCUGGUCAAAGUCAACGACAGGGAGGUUUCAGACAAGAUCAGCACCCUGGGGAGUCAGGCCAUGCAGAUGGAGAGGAAACGGUCCCUUCAUUCACUUCCUGGGAACCUUUCUGCUGCAUCGGGGGACAUCAGUAAGGUGCAGAGAGGGAGAUCCACGGAGGGAGUCAACGGGGCGUACGAGGAGGUGGGGGGGAGGUCCGAGUGCCAGCCCUACACCAGUGUGUACGUGGGGGGGAUGAUGGGGGAGGGGGAGCCUCGAGUGAUCCACAUCCGGGACCACAGCCAGGAGGAGGACGCUCACCUCACCUGGCCCAGGAGGUCCUACUCUCCAGGGAGCUUCGACGACGUGGGAGGUGAUGGGAAAUGGAUCAUUAAUAAACUCCUCACCACCUUCCUCAAGACCCUGGUAGCCAUGCCAAGUGUCAUAGGGGCAUUUAAGUCUGCCUUAACUUUCGGGGUCUCCACUGCAGAAUGUGGGAACCUGAAAAGCCUCACGCAUGAUCGUGCCGCCGUGCACACGGAGUUUCAAACGUGGUUUCUAUGCUGCUCUUUAUUUCUGUGUCUCUACGCAGUGAUGUUGGCCAUGCUGCUGGAUCUUAUCUACAUGACGGGUUAG